This is a messenger RNA of Pistacia vera, 2178 nucleotides long. Its product is annotated as pentatricopeptide repeat-containing protein At1g20230-like. Lineage: Eukaryota; Viridiplantae; Streptophyta; Magnoliopsida; Sapindales; Anacardiaceae. Gene Ontology annotation, biological process: RNA modification. The record is from RefSeq and is a predicted model, not a curated record. Gene Ontology annotation, molecular function: RNA binding; zinc ion binding; protein binding.
AUGCCUCAUGCCAAAUCUCUUGGUACCACACCAACACAGAGUAAAAUCUCUAUACAUGGAAAGGCUAAAGGAGCUAUAGAGAUUUUUCAAUUGAUGCAAAGAAGUGGACAAAAGCCUUGUUCUAAUAGCUUUAUUUGUGUAUUAUCUACCUACAGCCAGGCUGGCCUAGCUGAUGAAGGCUGCAAAUUUUUUGAUAGCAUGUGUAAAGAGCAUGGUAUUGAAGCAAGGAUGAAGCAUUAUGCCUACAUGGUGACCCUUCUAGGUCGUGUUGGAAGGCUAGAAGAGGCAUAUAAUAUGAUUGAGCGAAUGUCUUUCAAGCCAAACGCUUGUGUUUGGGGAGCUUUGCUUAGUUCUUGUAAAGUUCACGGGACUAUGGAUGCAACGAAAAAACUCUUUAACGAGAUGGGUUGUUUAAGGGUGGAGCCCGAUGUGUUUACUUGGAAUGAUAUGAUUGCACGGUUUAAUCAAAGCGGACAUUAUGAAGAGGCAGUUCUUUUGUUUCAAAGGAUGCAUUUUGAAGGAUUUACACCUGAAGAGCAUAGUGUUUCUAGUGUUCUUUCCGCUGUGGGCGACUUGGAGAAUCCUAAGCUUGGGAUUCAGAUUCAUGGUUUUGUGAUUAAGGACGUGUUAUCGGAGGACAACUGGGUCAGUACUUCACUUAUUGAUAUGUACGAAAAGUGUGCGUGUACAUGGAAUAUGUCCAAAGUGCUUCAUGAGAUGGAAUUUUUGGAUGUAGUUGUUUGCAAUGCUUUUCUUACGGGUCUCUGUAGGAAUGGUCUUGUUGACAAUGCAUUGGAGGUCUUUAGGCAAUUCCAGAGCCAAGGAGCGGAAUUAGAUGUUGUGUCUUGGACGUCAAUGAUUGCUGGUUUCUCACAAAAUGGGAAAGGUAUUGAGGCAUUGGAACCUUUUAGAGAGAUGCAAACAGCGGGGAUGCAGCCAAACAAUGUUACAAUACCUUGCUUGCUAUCAGCCUGUGGAAGUAUUGCAGCAUUGAUGCUCGGGAAGGUGGCUCAUUGUUUUUCUAUCAGAAGAGGGAUAUCUGAUGCUAUUUCCGUGUCUGGGGCACUAAUUGACAUGUAUGCAAAGUGUGGAAGGAUUCAAAUGUCUCGACUUUGUUUUGAUAUGAUGUCAUCCAAAAACUUGGUUUGUUAUAACGCUAUAAUGGGUGGAUAUGCUAUGCAUGGAGAGGCUAAAGAAGCUAUAGAGAUUUUUCAUUUGAUGCAAAGAAGUGGACAAAAGCCUUGUUUUGUUAGCUUCAUUUGUGUAUUAUCUGUCUACAACCAAGCUGGCCUAGCUGAUGAAGGCUGCAAAUUUUUUAAUAGCAUGUGUAAAGAGCAUGGGAUUGAAGCAAGGAUGGAGCAUUAUGGUUGCAUGGCAACCCUUCUAGGUCGUGCUGAAAGGUUAGAAAAGGCAUAUGAUAUGAUUGAGCGAAUGCCUUUCGAGCCAAACCCUUGUGUUUGGGGAGCUUUGCUUAGUUCUUGCAGUGUUCACGGUAAUGUGAGUAUAGGUGAGGCUUCUGCUAAACAUCUCUUUGAACUGGAACCUACAAAUUCUGGGCAAUACAUCCUUCUAUCCUAUAUAUAUGCUUCCAAAGGCAUGUGGACUGAGGUUGAUGCGGUGAGAGAUAUGAUGAAAGCUUUGGGUUUGAGGAAGAGCCCUUGCUGUAGUUGGAUUAAGGUCAAAAAUAAAGUGCACAUGCUUCUUGCCAGAGAUGAAUCACAUCCUCAGAUGACCCAAAUCAUGGAGAAGUUGAAUAAAUAAAUGGAGAUGAAGAAGUCAAGUUACUUUCCACAUACUGACUUUGUGUUGCAAGAUGUGGAGGAGCAGGAUAAGGAGCUGAUGUUGUGUCGGCACAGUGAGAAAUUGGCUGUAGUGCUUGGACUUCUUGAUUCUCCACCAGGAGCUCCACUUCAUGUGAUUAAGAACCCAAGAAUCUGCUUUGAUUGCCAUGUUAUUAUAAAAUUUAUAUCCAAUUUUGAGAGGAGAGACAUAUUUGUUAGAGACACUAAGAGGUUCCAUCAUUUUAAAGAUGGAGUUUGUUCUUGUGGGGAUUAUUGUUGGAAAAAUGUUAUAGCUGACUCACAAAUUUAGCAUCACUCAUUCACUCUUGAAAAGGAGGAAGUGAAUUUGUGAAAUUGAGUCCUUUGGUGAUGUAGGAAAAUUAUGGUUAAAUUAUGA